GUGCAUGUGUUCCUGCCCCCCACCAGGGGACCUUACUUUUUUGGUGUGGGGGGGAUAGGGGGCUUAGGCAGCCCCUCUUCCCUUUACUUCCCCCAGAAGGAGGGUUAGAGGAAUAUGUGGGGAAGGUGAAAUGUUGGGGGGGGGUAUAAUCCCCUUCAGAGGACUUUGACCUAUGGAGGGCACAGGGCUCUAAAAUUGCUUGUUUAUUUGUCCCCUUCACACACAGGAAAGGAGGGUGAAAGAAUGACAAGGGAAGCUUUUGCUUAAAUACUAUUAGUUCCCUUCAGAGCACUUUACACUGGAGGAGGAGGGGGGUUGGGGAAUGCUUCCUCUUCUUACGCCCCCCCCCCCCAGGGUAAAGUUUUAUGCUCCAAGUGGUAGACUUCAGGGAAGAUAAGAAGGAAAGGGGUAUUAGGAGAGGGGAAAGAUCUUAGGGAUGCCUUCCUUUUCUUCUUUGACACCCCCUCCCCAAAGCUGAAGGAAGGCUUAGGGGUUAUAUGGACAGCUGCCACUUAAAGACUGAAGGGUUUUUGGCUGGGUAAGAGGAAAAAGGAAGACCAAAAACCACCCCUCUCUCUCAAAUAGGGACUGACCCCAGUUCACACACUCAUGGGGUAAUUGAGAGGCAGGGGGUUCACUGGGAAACCUCCGCUUAAAGGCAAGGGUGGGUAUCAGAAAGACCACAGGGCAAUUUCUGGUGGGCCCCUUAUUUGUUAUUUUAACUUGCCUGCUAGUUGCUGCAGUUCCUUACUAAAGAGUCCAGGCUAGAUGGGCCUUGAUAUCAUCUGGCAAAACUCUUUCUAGCCUCUUAAAAUGGAGAGUGCAGACUUGGGACACCUGGUUAGUUGUACCUUAACCCUUUGGAGAUCCUGAAAGUGCACUCCUAUUCUUCAGCUUAGAACACAUCAUGGAAAGGUCACUAGAAAAAGAGUAUGGCUCAAGAAACCAACCAUAGCCAAGUGCCUAUGCUUUGUUCUACUGGGUGUGGAUUUUACGGAAACCCUCGUACGAAUGGCAUGUGUUCGGUAUGCUAUAAAGAACAUCUUCAACGGCAGAAUGGUAGUAAUGGUAGAAUUAGCCCACCAGCAACUUCUGUUAGUAGCCUAACUGAGUCUUUACCAGUUCAAUGCACUGAAGGCAGCAUCCAGGAAACUUCAUCAACACUAGAUUCUACACCUGUACCACCUAUGCAGCCAAGCCCUGUGUCAAGCCCAUCAUCACUCUUAGCAGAAUCUGUAGCAACAUGUGAAGUGGAAAGUACAGACAUAGUGGACAAGGCAGGACCUGAAAGAGAAGAUGUCCAAGAACCAACAUCAGUGGACCUUGCCGAAACAAUUUCAAUAGACAGUACCGGAGAGGAAUUGUCGAUGGAUAACUCAGAUUUACCUGACACUACCAGGGGCUCAGAAACAGAGUGUGAUUAUGAUGCAAGCAUAGAAACUAAUAUAGAUGAUCCCGAUUUCCCGGAUGAGAACUCGAGAGUGAAAACGAAGAGGCGCGAUACAGAUUUAACACUAAACACAGUAGCUUCAGCAUCAGAUAGCGCAGAGCCAUCCUCUGAAGAACAAGAGAAAUCACUCGACAAACCAAAACAGAAAAAAACUCGCUGCUUCAUGUGCCGGAAGAAGGUUGGGCUUACCGGAUUUGAAUGCAGGUGCGGCCACGUUUACUGCGGCGUCCACCGCUACUCAGACGUCCACAGUUGCUCUUACAAUUACAAAGCGGACGCAGCCGAGAAGAUCAGAAAAGAGAAUCCUGUAGUCGUCGGGGAAAAGAUCCAGAAGAUUUGAACUGCUACACUCUAGCUGGAAUAUUAAACAAAAACGAAAAAAAAACACAAAAAAUAUAUGACCAUCUGCAGAUGAAAUUGACUUGAGCUUCUUCCCCUCGCCCACCCCCUUCCCAUUCUUCCUCCCCUCCUGCUUUAGUCAUGCCGAAUCAUGCAUGUCAUCCAAAAGCAUAGGUUCCCCCCUCUCCCUUUUAGAACAUGACUAAACUUUAUUGCAAUGCCCCCACCACCACCACAACAGCUGAAGAGUUAAGCAACCUUUACACUUGUGAGAUUCACUAUAGGAGUCCCUGUGGGGCCCCUGAAUAAAUACAAUGGCUAUUCAAGUAUUAUCCUUUUGAAAUAAUUUUUAAUUUUAGUUGAGUGCAGAGGGCUUUUUAUAAUACCGACACAGAGAUAUAUCGGAAAGGCAGCAGCGCUUUUGUUUGUAUUUCUCUCUCUUCUGUUGUACUCAAACAUGCAUGCAUUAACCUGGCCGUUUUUGUUUUCCGGGGAUUUCCCCAUCUCUCUCUUUUUUUGUAUAUAGCUUUCCUUUCCUUUCCUUUUCUCUGCAGCACGAUUUCCCUCCCCCCCCCAUAACGCCUCGUACGGCACAACUAGCGAUCAGUAACUGAAUGUAUUUUAAUCAUUGCGGCUGCUUGGGUUUUUGUUUUUGUUUUGUUUUCCGUUCUCCUCCCCCAUUAACAAAGGUUUAUACAUAUGUUAGCAUAAUAGCUUGUUUGCACCCCCCACUACCUAUUUAUGUAUGAAUCAUUUGUAAUGCGUGAGUCUGAGCGUGUGAUUGAGUGAGUGAGUGAGUGAGAGAGAGAGAGAAAGAGAGAGAAUUCUGAGAUUCUAAAGUUUGCGUGUGGGAUUUUUGUUUUUUCUUUUCAAAGAUAACUUCUAGGAUAUUUCUUCCCACCCCUUCUCCCCUGUGUGUGUGUGUGUUCUGGGAUGGGGGGGAGGGCGGGGGGUUGUCUGCACUUCCUUGCCGACUGCAGGUUUUCUUGGGGUUUAUGUUAUUGGGUCCUUUAUGUACACCAAUAUGAAGAAUGAUGAAGUUUUAACUGUAUUGUAUUUAUGUUCAUCCACGUCUUUAACUUUGAUUAAAAUAAAAUUUUAAAAAAUUGGGAUUUGGA
Molecule: messenger RNA, 2907 nt
Organism: Podarcis raffonei (Aeolian wall lizard)
Lineage: Eukaryota; Metazoa; Chordata; Lepidosauria; Squamata; Lacertidae
Gene: ZFAND6
Product: zinc finger AN1-type containing 6
Exons: 7
Coding region: 933-1790 (285 amino acids)
Biological process (GO): protein targeting to peroxisome
Molecular function (GO): DNA binding; polyubiquitin modification-dependent protein binding; zinc ion binding
Source: RefSeq, a predicted model, not a curated record